This is a messenger RNA of Ascochyta rabiei, 2094 nucleotides long. RefSeq lists its product as uncharacterized. The coding region runs from base 1 to 2094 and encodes 697 amino acids. The record is from RefSeq and is a predicted model, not a curated record. The transcript is spliced from 2 exons. Lineage: Eukaryota; Fungi; Ascomycota; Dothideomycetes; Pleosporales; Didymellaceae.
AUGUUAGCGCCGUUGAAUUGCAUCCACCCUGCCCUCCGGCACCCCCGACCAGUCACGGGAGACUUCGCAAAAGCACAGCGCAUGCUGGGGCUGGUUGCAGACUCAGAAGAAGCCAAAUUACAGCGUGAGAAGUCAUUCACUACAAGAUGGUUGGAGAGGCCACUCUACGCACAUCUAGACGUUUCAGAUGUGGAGUCUGGAAAAGAGAGCGAUGACGACGAUUCUUCUCGAGCCCUCGACGCACCUAGGACCCACAGACGCCAAGACAGUCACACAACCAAGGAAUACGACAUCUCACCUGAGGUAUCACAGAGGCACUGGACCAAGCCAAAUCGACCGUCACCGGCGUCCUUCGACUCAUCAGAAGCAGUACAAAGGCUGGCGGAGCCUAAGGUCAGCAAGCUUGAGAAGUCUUUCGACAUCAAGCGAGUAGAGACAACGGACUGGAUGCCACCAUCUUACAACCCGGAAGAGAUCCAGUCGAUAGCUUCCUAUUCAUCGUCACCAGAAUGGGCUGCUCUAUCGAAGACGCUCAAGCAGAAUGCCCGUCAGCAGCGUCCAGUAUCGCUGCAGCUCGACAAUCCCAACCUCCUAGCAAAGCCUAGCUUCUCUUCGAUACCGAGUUUCUCGUCGUUCGACAAUGCCGAACCAGACCUGCGCCUUAAACAUCCCCAAACAUGGGCUGCCCCGCCGGCACAUCCAGCACAACCAGCACAUCCUCCGCGCUCUGAAUCUUAUGAGUCUGGACGAGAAAGCUUCGAGUCUAUCAGCAAGCCAUGGCUGGAGGGCAGGCCGCGUCCCAUGUCAUUUGCAGCAUCUCACUCGCGCAACCGAUCGAAGACAAAGAUUGCGUCGUCGAGAAGUUCCAGGUUGAACAGCUACCCAAAUUUUUCACACAAAAUAUCUGGGGAAAACCCAGACAUCCUUGUCAACGAACACAUCGAUCAGGAUGCCACACACGGCGCACAGGAGAGACAACCCGAGAAGGACACUCUAGUAGAAUCACCUAUGCCGUUAUCAGCGCCGCCCUUCACACGCAAGAACACAUUCGAGCGCAUUGGGGGCAGGAUGUUGAGCGACGAGGAGAAAGAGGUCGAGAAGGAGAAGGCAGCCAGAGCAGAGAAGGGAAGCAAGACCAAGAAUCGAUGGUCCACAAUACCGAGCCUACUCAAAUUUGCAAAGCCAGCGAGACGUCGUGCGUCCAACGCCAACGAACUCGACAGGAUCAGUGUUGUCGAGGAUUUCCGUCGUGUAAGCCAGAACGCACCUGAGCAACACAACCAGGCUCCCAUAAUCACCCACCGCUAUUCAUCAUACGAUGAGCCUCCUCGAGGCGAAGCCGAGCCUACACCGUCGCCACGCCCACACUCGCAGCUCAAGCCACUCGACCUUCUUCCUACACCACAGCACUCACCGCUCGCCAUGACGUUCGACAGAUCGCCCCGCAACUCUGUUGUCCUUCCCCCACCCUUCGCACCAUGGACAGGUGCGGCAGAUUCGAGCGCUGGUGCGCCACCUACUCCACCCUCUUCAAUCUCCAACCCGAUGAACAAUCCUCAGCGACGAAAGAGUAGCAACCCCCUGCUGUCCCCAAGCCAGGGCUACCCUUCACCACUCAGUCCCAACUCGCCGCGCGAGACUUUCGACAGCCGCCCCACGUCACUCCACUCGCACCGCAGCAGCACAUUCUCUUCGCACAUGGCCACAAGUCUGACCUCACCAACGAGUGCUUCCAGCACCGCCCCUUCGCGUCUAAGCUUCAUCUCACCCACGGCUAUGACCUCUCCUCAGCCUGCUUUCGCGAGCUCAUCCACCUCGACACCACGUCGUGGCACCCCAAUGCUCGAGCGCACAUGUCUGCUCUGUCGAGCCUCAAAGCCAAUGGACGACUUCAGCGCACGCAGAAUAACGGGGAACUGCUGGCACGAAACGUCAACGUGCUUGUCAUGUAUGCAGACAUGGGUUGAGAACAGCAUGGACAAGAGGGAGAGGUGUAUGUGUCCCGAGUGCGGGGAAAGCAUGGGGUAUGAGGAUGUCAGUGCUUUCACUGUUGAUGCUCUAGGCGGAAGGGCGAACGGCAGGCACUGGAUAUAA